Molecule: messenger RNA, 849 nt
Organism: Entrophospora candida
Lineage: Eukaryota; Fungi; Glomeromycota; Glomeromycetes; Entrophosporales; Entrophosporaceae
Source: the annotation of a GenBank genome assembly
AUGCCGCCAGCAAUUGAAAGAACUAUUUAUACUGAAGAAGAAGAACUCUUAUCGAACGAUGAGAUACUGAAUGAACCACCACCUCCUUAUUCAGAAUACCCGCUUGUAACUAACAGUGUAGUUCAAAAUAGACAUCAAGCUGUUAAUUCUUCAAAUAAUUAUGGCCAGCAAAUUCCACUAUCAUCAUCAAUUGCAGUUUCAAAUAAUAAUCCUUUUUUUCAAAUAUUCAAUUCAACUAUAUCUCAACCACUCUCAUCGACAUCUUCAUCGCUAUCAUUAAAUAGAAUGUCUGGAAGACAUGGGGCGAGAAUGAACUUUUUGCAAGGAGGAGAUAUAACAUCUAGGUUUCAACAAGAAUUAGAUGAGGAUGAUUCUUGUUGUUUUGCACCUUGUGAAUUAAAAACAUGGGGUCGUAUUGGUAAGGUUAAUCGCUUUUUAUAUAGUGGUUUUUUGAUUGACUUGACUCAAGAAAAACUCACUUUGACACUUUUUACCUUUCGUAUAGAACUCGCAACCCAAAGUUUUUUUGGAGGACAACCAAAAUUUUACCAUGAGAAUAGAUAUUAUCAAAUUUAUUAUCCACCAGUAUUUUGUUUAGAUAAUUCAAUAAUCAUUAAUUCCAUUUCAUCAUCAUCAACAACUAAUAAUAAUUAUUCAUUUUAUUCAUUAGUAUCAAAUUUUCUUAAAUCAACAUUGAAUUACAUUGCAGAUGAAUAUACAUGGAGAUCAAUAGUUAAGGAUCUCCAUCCAGAUUUUAUGUAUGACUCAAAUAAUCAAAGGGAGGAAAAACCAGCAGUAACAGUGCAAAAAAACGAGAUUUCUGCGAUCGAUAUUGGUAUGGAACUGUGA